ACAUAGAUACAUUACUGAUCGUACCGGAACCUUGUGCUACUUAUUAGAAAUUGAUACGAAAUACGCUUUGCAUUUCUUAUUUAUAGUUUGCUUUAAAUUGAACGAAAAUUUGAUUAGAAAAUGUUACAAGCACUUUUCCGUUUAUGAUUUUGAUGGUAUUCAGCGCAAAAUACUCCGAAUUUUGUAAAGUACUGAGCGACAUCUAAGAUGUAUGCUAUAUAUGUAUAUAUAGUAAGAUGAACGUGUAACGAAAACUUUUUUACGUUUACAUUGUUGAAUUAAUAACUAACAAAUAUUGAAUGAUCAAUGGCAAUUUCUUCACAAGCGAUACGGCUACCAAUAUUAAUAUCUAUGAAAAACGUUUUUUUUGGUACAAACAAUUGCAAUAAGAGAUACAUUAUGACAACUUGUACAAAGCUUGAGAAAGUUUUGGAAAGACUUGAAAAAAAUCCUUAUUUUGAGAAAUAUGCCAAUAAAAUAGCGAAAUUUCAACAAACUAGUCCAGAAGAGUUCUUACAACGUGUCGAAAAUGAAGAAAAGAAGAUUCAAGGAAGGAAAGUUACAGUCCAUCUGUCAAGAUCUUGUCAUAUUCAGUCUUUAUGGAUGUUUCCAUUCGUAAUGACAAGAACACAACCAUGGAAUUAUGUUAAAAAAAGGAAUUUUAGUGAUCAUGCAAUGAAAAGCAUAUAUAUUACUACACCUAUAUUUUAUGUUAAUGCUGGACCACAUAUAGGACAUCUUUAUACAGCAGUUUUGGCAGAUACCAUAGCUAGAUUCAAUGCUAUGCUAGGACAUUCUGUGUUUUUAUGUACAGGUACAGAUGAACAUGGCAUGAAAGUUCAGAAAGCUGCAAGUAAUGUGACUUUACCUAUUCCUGAAUAUUGUACUCAGGUUUCAUGUCAAUUUCAAGAAAUGUGUGAUGUGUUUGAUGUUGAAUAUUCAAAGUUUAUUAGAACAACUGAAGAACGACAUCAAGAAGCAGUUCUUAACUUUUGGAAUCGUUUAGAAAAAAAUGGAUAUAUUUAUCAAGGAAAAUAUUCUGGUUGGUAUAAUGUAUCAGAAGAAGCAUUUGUCCCAGAUAAAGAUGUAGUAAAAAAGAAUCCUGCAAAUAUUAAUGAAGCAUAUACGGAAUCAGGGGAUGUAUUAGAAUGGAUGGAGGAAGAGUGUUAUAAAUUUCGAUUGUCUUGUUUUAAAGAUGAAUUAAAACAUUGGUUAAAAAAUGCAAAUGUAAUAGAACCGGAAAUGUAUCGCACGAGCUUGAUUCCGUGGAUAGACAAUUUACAAGAUUUAAGUAUUUCUAGACCUAUCAAGAGAGUGCCUUGGGCAAUUCCUACUCCUUCUGAUAAAUCUCAUACAGUAUAUGUAUGGCUGGAUGCAUUAGUCAAUUAUUUAACUUCAGUGGGAUAUCCAGAUGAUUCAUUUAGAAAAUUUUGGCCACCAACUGUACAAGUUAUAGGAAAGGAUAUAUUAAAAUUUCAUGGUAUAUAUUGGCCAGCAUUUUUAAUGGCUGCUGGUCUUGAAUUACCAGAAAAACUUAUAUGCCAUGGACAUUGGGCUGUUAAAGAUAAAAAGAUGUCAAAAUCCAAAGGAAAUGUAAUAUCACCUUUUGAAGCAAUGCAUAAUUUUACACAAGAUGGUCUAAGAUAUUUUCUCUUACGACAAGCAGUGCUGCACUCAGAUGCAAGUAAGACAAAGAAUGUGUGGUAUGUGUUUCAAAUAUUGCUCUUUCUUUAUUUUUUAAUAUCUUAUUUCUUCCUUGUAGAUUAUAACAAUUUAAAAAUUCAGAAAGUACUAAAUUCUGAGCUAGCCGAUACACUAGGUAAUUUAAUUAAUCGUUGUUUUGGUAAAAGUAUUAAUCCAGACGGAAUAAUAUAUAACUCAGCCGAAUAUACAAAUAUUUUAAAAUCCGAGAUAGCUCGUAAAAAUGUAGUAGCUUUGGAAGAAUUAAGUGAAAAAGCUAAGGAAUAUUAUGAGAAAUAUAAUUUGUAUUACACAGUGGAUAUUGUGAUGAAUAUGUUGCGCAUUGCUAAUCAAAUGUUUGAACAUCAUCGGCCAUGGGAAUUAAGCAAAGCUAAAGACCCCGAUUCUGUAAAGCAACUUGAAGCUGUGAUCUCUUUAGCUUUGGAAAAUUUACGAGUAGCUGCUUUAGUAUUGUAUCCCAUUAUACCAAAGUCAGCUUCUAAUCUUCUUGAUGUUCUUCAAGUUUCAAAAAGCAAUCGUACUUGGGAAGAUACAAAACCGAUUCACUUAACAAAUGCUUCGAAUGAAACAAGACACGUUUUGACGCAGAAUAUAUUAUUUUUUAAAAAAAUAAAAAAUUGAGAAAACAUUGAA
Messenger RNA from Bombus pascuorum, 2334 nucleotides. It is a transcript of the gene MetRS-m, whose product is annotated as methionine--tRNA ligase, mitochondrial-like. Gene Ontology annotation, biological process: methionyl-tRNA aminoacylation. The transcript is spliced from 6 exons. Gene Ontology annotation, molecular function: methionine-tRNA ligase activity; ATP binding. Bases 307 to 2322 code for a protein of 671 amino acids. The record is from RefSeq and is a predicted model, not a curated record. Lineage: Eukaryota; Metazoa; Arthropoda; Insecta; Hymenoptera; Apidae.